UCCAAGUUACAAAGUUAACAGAAAAAACAACAUUGCUAAGCAAAGACGAGAAAUACAGUAGUAUUUAGCUUAUUUUUGAAGAAGAAAACUUGAUCAGUUCACAACAAUUUCAGGCAAAGGAAAUUCAUGGAGAACACAUUCGACAAAAUCUCAACCGUCAAUCAAAUUUUAGAUCUGCUCUCCGUACUCGGUUACGUCGACACCACUAAUUCUGAUGCACCGCCGCACCAGAAAAUCACCGACGGCCUCUCUUGGAUCAUCGCCACCCUCAACCCAAACAUAAUACACGAUCAAAACAACACGAAUUGGAUUGAAGAAUCUCUAAAAUUACUAGAAUGUCCUCACUCUCUUCAACAAACUCAUAUUCAAGAUCUUGAUAUCGAUGCUCUUUUACCAGUUAUUCAGUGGCUUACUUCACGCUUUAAUGAGGUUUAUCACCAUGAAAAUACUAUUGAAUUUGAACAAGAGGAUCAGCUUAAAACUACUUCAAUAAAUGACAAUUUGGAUGAACUGAAUCACCGGAAGAUGAAUGUUGUGGAGAAGUUGGAUGAGUUAAGAUCGAGAAUCGAUAAGGAAGGCGCUGAUUCUGCGGUGCAGAAGUUGUACACGUUGAUGAAGUCUUUGAAGGAUCUUGAAAGGAAGGAAAAUCACUUUCUGGUUGACCGCGAUUCUAAGCAUUCAGAACUUCAAUCUGAGAUUGAUGAAUUAGAGAGGAAAUUAGAAAAUGAAUGUGAUAGCAAGAGUCUUACUGAUGGGCUUCAACAUUCUUUUAGUGAAUCACUCGAAAGAGUUGAUUUGAUGAAAAAGGAACUUGCUGCUAGACUAAGGGAUGUAGUGGCAGUAAGACGGCAGAUUGAUGAUCUACUGUGCCAAUCAGAAAUUGUCCAGUAUGAACACCGGCUUUCAGAACUGUAUGCUCAAAUCCAGGGAAAACAUCGACAGACUCGCAAAUACUAUUCCACUUACAAUGCUCUUUUGGAAAUAAAAGAAUUGAUGUUAAAGGAAACAUCUUUAUUGAAUUCGAUCAUUUCACAGUUUCAAGAGGCCUUUAGUAGCACUGAUGGCCGUACAAAACUUGUUCAUUCCAUGGAAGGAAUUGUCAAGGGAAGUCAACAGAAACUAGAAAAGGUUCAACUAGGGCUUCAACAAGAAGAGAGAAACCGCAAUGACCUUAAGGAUAGAUAUGCUGCAGCAAUCGGUGAGCAAAAGCGCUGCUAUUCUCUGAUGAAAGCUUUUCAGGAAAAAUGUACCAAGGAGAGGUUACAUUACGGCGUCUAAGUUCCGAUGGUCAGACUCGCAAUAAUACCAUGGUUAAUGGUUAUGGGUUAACAGGGAUCAUCUGCAUUUUAUAAACUGAUUCGUGAGCUGCAGUUGUGAUGAUUUGCAUUUUAUUUAGUAAUUAAAUAAAACGAUUUUAUGGUUGGGGUUUUGUACAGUUUCCUAUAACCGUUGAUCAUUCCAAUCCGCCAAAGGAUGAGACAUUCUCCAAUUGGUAUUUUACUAUUAUCAAAUGAUUGAAAAUCUUACACUUUUCAUACUUCAGAAUGUGAU
Messenger RNA from Trifolium pratense (red clover), 1551 nucleotides. RefSeq names its product coiled-coil domain-containing protein 93. The coding region runs from base 127 to 1278 and encodes 383 amino acids. NCBI's taxonomy places the organism in Eukaryota, Viridiplantae, Streptophyta, Magnoliopsida, Fabales, Fabaceae. The record is from RefSeq and is a predicted model, not a curated record. The transcript is spliced from 11 exons. Gene Ontology annotation, biological process: Golgi to plasma membrane transport.